Molecule: messenger RNA, 5472 nt
Organism: Mesorhabditis spiculigera
Lineage: Eukaryota; Metazoa; Nematoda; Chromadorea; Rhabditida; Rhabditidae
Source: the annotation of a GenBank genome assembly
AUGCCAAAGAAGGUGCAGCUCGUCGCUUCGGGUUCGACGGAGGAUGUCUCGAACAUCACCCAGGAGUUGCUGGAAAGCAGAAGGCGGCUUGAAGCCGGUGUCGAGGAAAAUCGACGGAACCGUGAGGUUCUCCAGGGGCUCAAUGACCAGGUUGACCGUCACUCCGAGACCAUCAACAUCAACAUAGAUCCCUCGAUGUUUGGUCGAGAACGGGAGGAUGAAGCCGAUCGCGAGAUUGAGGGGCUCAUCAACAAGCUCAAGGCCGAGCUGUUCAAAAACAACACCCUCGAAGAAAUUAACGACAUGCUAAAAGCCGAAAAUGAUGCAGCGCUAACGGCAAAUGUUAAUUUGAGAACCGACGUCAGCGAGCUGACCCGAACACUCGAGUUCUUGAGCCGUGAGUACAGAGACGAACAGGACCGAUUCAGGAUUGAGAAUCAGCGUUACCGAAGUCACCUCGACACGCAGCACCGCCAGCUGAUCUCGCUCUGGAAAGCGUUUUUGGCUGUGAAAAGACAGAUGAAAGAGCUGAAGACGCUCACCGCGGCCGAUAUGGAGAAGCAGAUGGGCGAGUUCGCCAGAUGCACCCAGAUGAUGCAGAAGGCGAUCAAGCAAGCCGAGGGCAGGACCAGCACCGUUCAACACCAAAUGACGCGUGAAAAGGACGAGGUCGUCAACGAGGUCUUCAAAAAGUACGAGGAGCUGUCGGAGCGGAAUGCUGAGGUCGAGAAGCAAAACUCGGAGAAGAGCCGCAGAAUAGCAAAACUCGAAACAGAGUUGAGAAGAGAGAAGGAGGAAAAAGAGGGGAUUCGAGACGCGCUAGGGAAGAUAUCGAACAUGCCCGAAUUGACGCAAAAUAAGGAGGGCAAGCCGAGGUCGAGGAGUCAGAGUCCUGGUUCUCCUGGUACCAGCGGCGGUGAAGCCAUGAGAAAAAUUCGCUCGACCUUGCAUGCUCGAAAUGUGGAGUUGAAGGAUUUACAGAUGAAACUCGAGCGCUCGGAAGCCCAAACCGAAAGAUUGCAACGGGACAUUGAACGCCUAGAAAAAGAGCUAAAAACCAGAGCCGAAAGAGACAGGCAAAGGGAAGAGGAAGCCAAGAAAAGAGAGCACGAGCUGGCAGACCUCGAGAAGCAGUCCAGGAGAGCUGACGAAAGAAUGCAGAGUGCGGAAGAGGACAAGCAGCGGUUGCAGGAGAAUAUACAACAAUUACAAGACAGCAUUGCGCACAUUCAUAAACUGCAGCGAGAAUUCAUCGAAACUCUGACGGAGCGUCACAAAGAGGAGCUCGAUGUCAGGCAAAAACACUACGAGACGGAAUCUGAAGAAAGGAUCAACGAGGAAAGGACGAGGGCGACCAGGAUCAAAGACGAGCUCGAACGGACCAAAAACGAUGGCGAAGGACUGCGUCAACAGCUGCGGGACGUACAAGCGGACCUGGCCACAGUACGAAAAGCCAUGGAAGAUAAGGAAAUGCUGAACACCCACCUAAGCGACGAGAUCAAGAGGAUAAGAGAGCAGCUGGCAGAAGCGCAGGCUGGGGAAGAUGAUAAGGACAAGGCGAUACACGAGUUGAGAGCCAAGUACGAACACGCCAAAGACAAGGAAAAACGCGUCAAAGCCGAACUCGCCGAGGUCUCCGGAACAAUCGACAUCAUGACCGACGAGAAUAAAUCGUUGCAAGACCAGGCGGCCGAGACGAGGGAACAGAUGAAUGAGAUGGGGAACCGGCUGGAGCAGGCCAGCCAGAGGGAGGAAGAACUCGAACAACAAUCCGAGGAGUUGAAUUCAACGAUUGAAAAGCAUGAAGAAACCAUCCGGGAAUUGAAAGCAUCUCUCCAAGAGGCGCAGACAAGGGCUGAAGCUCGUGAGCAAUUCGCAUACGCGCGGAAUAUGGCCGAGCAGCGGGCGGAGGAAUCGCAGGUGUUGGAGCGUGAACGAGAGCAGGCGUUAAGAGAAAAAGACAUGGCCCAGGACGAGUUGAACAACCGGAACCAUGAAGUGGCCGCCCUCAACGCGAAGAUAGCAACAAUGGAGAAGGAUAUCUCGGGUCGGAUAGAGCAGGACCACCAAGUGAAGCUCCUCAUCGAUGAGAUCCGCUCGAAAAACGACCAACUCGAGCGUGACGUAUCUGAAAAGAACGCUAUCAUUGAAGAUAUGAGAGAUAAGCUCGAAGACCUCCACAACGACCUCAUCAAACGGGACGAGCGUAGCAAGGCAGAGGUGGCCAAAAUUGAAGAGAUCAAGACGACCGAUAUUUUGACAGUGCGUGAAGAAUGGACACAGAAAGCUCGUGCUCAAGAAGCGGAUCUGGAAUCUUUGAGGCGACACCUGGCCGAUAUGGAGGCUAGAUCCAAGGAAUUGACCCUGGAGGUUGAUCGGCUGAAAACUGAGAAUGAGGUGCUGGAAAUCGAUCGAGAUCAGGCUGUUGAGAAACAGGAAGAUGAGACCAGACGGUUGAAGAAGAAAAUUGAGGAGCUCGAGGAGCAAGCUCUGGCCGACCGCGAGGAGUACGAGGAGCUACGUGCCAAGGAAACGAAGCAGCGGGAUGAAGCGAUGUCCCAAGUCACCGAGGAGUUCAAGCGACUCCAAGGGAUGAUUGACGAGAUUGGAGAGAAAGAAUCCAUCCUCCAAAAACAACUCGACGACACCAAAGAGGAGCUGGCAAAGGAAAAAUCGAUAAACGACACUCGACAAGAGGAGCUGGGCCGACUACAUCAAAACAUUUCGCAACUCGAGCAGCAACUAGACUCGGAACGAAAACUUGGCCACAAUAAGUUUGGACCCGCACGCCGGAGUGUUACUGUGUUUGGCACGUUGCCAAGAAAUGUGUGGCGUGAACCAUUGCCCGACUACCGUAUCCACGAGAGCAUCACGCAGAGCUGGCAGGUCGAGGAGCAUGAGGUCCGGAUAGCACGUUCGCAGACCCAGUACGACGAGUUGUCACGAAAUAAGGAUAUGCUCGAAUCGGAGAGGGAUCGACUGGUGACGCUCAUCGCAAAAAAAACCACCGCCAUCCAGAAUUUGGAAUCCCAAGCCGACGAGCUGACCGCCCAGCUGGCCGAAGCCGAGGCGAGGGAAAAUUCACUGCGGGACGAAUUGGCAUUAUUUACAAGAGAAGCCAGUGAACUUCGUCAUGCAGUUGAGCGUCACCAGCAGCUACUCGCAGAAAGGAGUCAGAAGUGUGAAGAGCAAGACCAGCGCAUCCGUGAGCUCCAAAAAGAAGUCCACCUGAAGCAAAUCGAAGCUGAUCACCGCCGAGAGGAGUCUGAUGAUGCUCAAGAGGCCAAGAUGGCACUCCAAAACAAAGUCCAAGCCCUAGAGCUCCAACUUGCCGACAAAACAGCAAAACUCGAGUCAACCACCGAUUUGUUGAAAAAGCUAGAGAAUACUGAGAAAAACAUGAUGACCGAGUUGAAGGAGGAUGCGGAGAAGGUCACCCACUAUCGACGACGAAAUGAAGAGCUCAAAAUCUCGACCUCAAAGCUCACGGAAGAAGUGACGACCCUGAAAACGUUGCUUGAAAGGAAGACGCAGCAAUCGCAGAGAGCGCUGGCUGAUUUGUUGGACAAUUAUAAGGAGGCGGAACGCAAGGCCCACUCAAAUCAAGCCGAAGCCGACCAGCUUCGCGCCGGAGUGCUCGGGCUUGAGGCAAAGUUGGAGCGGGCUGAGAGACGAAAAACGGAACUCGAGGCAAAGUUGGCGGAAGCGGAAGGGAGACGAGACGAGCUGGCCGUCCGGAAUAGUCAAUACGAGAGGAGCGCUGCCAUUGGAAUUGGGAAACACUCCUCGAUGCGGACAGGCAAUUCGACGUUGGAUUUGAGCCAUGAUCACCAUUCUUCCUAUGGCUCCAUCGGAGCUCCAGUCUCGAUUCCACACCUUCGAGGCAGCGUCUCAACACAAAAUAUGUCGGCUGACUUCUCACCGGAGCGAUCGGUCCACUUCGACGAUUCCGGGGAGCGCCUAAAGGCACUGGGCAUCACACCAUCGAUGGAUAUCACAAUUCGAUACCUGAAGGAAAGAAUAGAACAGCUAGAAAAGGAACGAACGUCGCUUACCCAAGCUCUUGGCGACAGUCGGCAAAGUGAGAAAUUGGCGAAACGACGGCUUGAUGAAGUUACGCAACUCUUGGACUCGUUGCAGAGGAAGGCCGAGCAGUUGGAGAACGAUAACAAACUGCUAGAGGGUCGGAUGAACAACCAGCGCCAAAUGUACCUCAGCAACGAGGAGUCGAUGCGCAGCAGGGAGGGCGAGUUCAGAACUCUCAAAGCCAAGCUAAUGUCCGCCGAGCUGCACGUCCGGGAGAAGGAGAGCAAGAUCCAGCAGCUUUUGACGCUCGUCGACACUCAAAAACUCGAUCUGGCCGAGCAAACGGAAGAGAAGCGGAAGCUAGUGUCACAGAUGAUACACCUCGAGAAAGACCUGAAAACGGCCGAGCAGGAGGGAGAAAAGGGUGAUCUUGAACGUGGCCACCUAGCUGUCCAGCUCGACAACCUGCAACAAGAUUUGAAGAACCUCAAGAAGCAGCUCAUCGAGAUGGAGCAGGUCAACGAUAGCCAGAGGAAGGCGAUGGAGGAGAUGAAGAUGAGUGAAGAUAGGAGGAGGGAGGCGAUCGAGAGAGCGCAAGCUGAGGAGAGGCACUGGAGGAAUACGGCGGUUGCUGCAAAAAAGACCAGCGAAGAAUACCACCGCUCCAUCUAUGAAGAACGUCUCGGCAACCUCCAAAGAAACUACGACACGCUCCACACAACGCACGAGCAACUGCAGACUCAAGCGGAACGAUUACGACAAGAACUGAAAGAAGCCCUAAAUAAGUCAAACAGCUCGACAAAUCGCCUCCGGGAAGCCGAAUCCCGGCUCGACGACGAGCUACAGAAACGGAAACUCGUCGAAAAAGCGUUGAGCAGCAUGCAAAAGAUGGAGACCGACUGGCAGAAGUUGGAGCGGGAGCUGCGGGAUGAGCUGAAGCUGCUGAGGAAGGAUAAGCUGUCGAAUACGGCUGAGAUUGAGGAGCUAAAACGCCGUCUAACCCGAUGCGAAGUCGAGAGACGAGAAAUCGAAGCCGCACGAGUCAGGCUUGAGAGAGAAGUGGCAGCCCUGAAGAAGCAUGUUGACGCGCUAGAAGAAGACCGGUCCCGUACCGACGAGGCGGUGAAGCAGACCGUCUCCGAGAAGCGCGCAAUGGACAAGAGCCUGGCAGCGAUGGAGAAGGAGAACAGCGAGCUGUACAGGAAUUGUACACAGCUGCAGACACAGAUACAACACCUUGAACGUGACACGGGCACGAAGUCCGUAACAAAAAUGCUGAAAGAACACGCCGAACUUGAGGCCCGAUUCGGGAAGAUGUUACAGGAGAAGCGACAGCUCGAAAUGCUUCUCGAGCAGAAGGAGAUGAACUACGCCCACAAGAAGAAGCUGCUCGAGUCCCAACUAGGGCUUCUGAGAGAACAGCUGGAAGCGGAGAGGAAGCGACGG